Cetraspora pellucida is the source of this 253-nucleotide messenger RNA. The record is from the annotation of a GenBank genome assembly. NCBI's taxonomy places the organism in Eukaryota, Fungi, Glomeromycota, Glomeromycetes, Diversisporales, Gigasporaceae.
UUUUCAACCUUUUGAAACUUUGAAUUCUUCAACAAAAUGUAAGGACAGAACAGAAAAAAGUAAGAGGAGUAGAUCAAAGAUGCCAAUUUGGAAUGAUUAUAGUAAAGAUGAAGAUGAUGGGCAUAGGCAUUUUGAAGCAAAUUGUUAUUAUUGCGAUAAGAGAAAAUGGCAGCAUAGCAAACCUUCUAUUAUGGAAGCUUAUUUAGCACUUUAUUGCAAAGGACUAGUUCCAGAUAAUAUUAGAAACAAAUAG